Molecule: messenger RNA, 749 nt
Organism: Diorhabda sublineata
Lineage: Eukaryota; Metazoa; Arthropoda; Insecta; Coleoptera; Chrysomelidae
Exons: 2
Coding region: 46-393 (115 amino acids)
Source: RefSeq, a predicted model, not a curated record
UUGGCUACGCAUACCACGAAGACAACCAUAUUUAUAUUUAUAAAAAUGUCCAAUUGGUGGUACGCUAAUUCUCUAUUAUUGAAUUUAAAAUCUACAUUAUCUAUGAAACAAAAAGUGGAUAUAUCCAAGUACCCUAAAUUACAAGCCUCACUUAAAAGAAAAUCUGAAGGAUAUGAGCCUAAAAAAGCUAGAACGCUUUCUUCAAAUGAUAUAAAGCAAUUUAUUGGAAAGGCAUCAGAUAUUAAAUAUUUACGUUCGAAACAGAUGAUGAGGGGUCGUAGUCUACUGCUAAUUGAAAAGGCAAUGAAAGCAAUCGCAGAAGAACCCGGAUCUUCCGUUCAACAUAGGAACGUGGAACAGGAUGCCGAACUACGAGGCAUAUUUUUUAAGUAAGUACCGUUCUGCAAUUCCGCCGCCGCAACCAGUCGGCGUUCCGCACAUGCGCGCUGGUCAUCUACAUCUCUUGUCUUCGCACUGACGCCAUUACAGUCUGAUUCUUUAUCGCGUACGUUGUUUACUGGAUGUCUCCGACAAUCGUGAGUCCCGCCGAUUGUGAAGUACGGGCUGUUAUACGAUUUCUUAGUGCUAAAGGCGUAAAACCGAUCGAUAUUCAUCGUGAGAUUUGUAAAGUUUACGGAAAAAACAUUAUGAGUGAUGGAAUGGUAAGGAAAUGGGUGAGAGCAUUUAAAGAUGGCCGCACAAAUGUGCAUGAUGUAGAACGGAGUGGGCGUCCUUUGGUCGUUAAUGAA